Ceraceosorus guamensis is the source of this 6118-nucleotide messenger RNA. RefSeq lists its product as hypothetical. Bases 393 to 5978 code for a protein of 1861 amino acids. The transcript is spliced from 3 exons. Gene Ontology annotation, cellular component: gamma DNA polymerase complex; mitochondrion. NCBI's taxonomy places the organism in Eukaryota, Fungi, Basidiomycota, Exobasidiomycetes, Ceraceosorales, Ceraceosoraceae. The record is from RefSeq and is a predicted model, not a curated record. Gene Ontology annotation, molecular function: DNA binding; 3'-5' exonuclease activity; DNA-directed DNA polymerase activity. Gene Ontology annotation, biological process: mitochondrial DNA replication.
UGCAUUCAUUCGCAAGAAGAUGCGUCUCAUCUUCACCACAUCGCGUGCCACUCAUCACUCACGACUCGAAGCUGCGUUCGCCAACCAGCCAGCCAGCCUCCUUUCUCCACCGAGCAGCGCCGACAGAUGCCUCUCACAAGCCUGAUAUACGAGCCCACAUGCACACGGACAAGCAAGAUGGUGAUAAAUGAGAUUUGACUGCGCCUGCUUCUGCAUUUAGGUGAUCCCAAUGCCGGUAACCUCGAGGGUGAACGAAUCGCACAUACAAAUGGUGACGACCGCGAACAUCGUAUAAGCAGGACGUACCAUUAGCGAGCGCCUCACGUCGCCCACUCGACGAGGCAUCAACAACCAACUCCGUUCACGUUGCCAAGUCAGGCCUUGCCUCCACCAUGCCUCAAGCAGCCUACUACUCCAUGGCCGCUCGCGCGGCGGCAACUAUCCGGGCAAACCGGCCUCGUCUCUUCGCAGCGCAAAAUACCGGCCGCAUCUCUCCCUCACACGUGUGUUGCAGGAUGCGAUCCACAGAGGCUAGCAAAGAUGGUCAUCGAGAAGAUGCCCUGAUGCAGCAAGGUGGUGCCUUGGGAGCGUGGGAGCAGAGUGCGAGACAGAGGGAAGAAGAGGCCAAGAAGCAGCAAGAGCAGCAUCAGCAAGUCUUGCUCAAGGUGGUGGACCAAGAGUCAGCACCGCGCAACCCUCUUGGCGUUCAGCUGCUCUCCAGAAAGUUGCAUCGACAAAUUUUCCCUCCCAAUUCGGAUCCCGCACCGCCCGUGCAUGCCGAUGCCCUCUCUGUCAGCCAAUCGCACCUCUCGACGCACGGGCUAGAAGCAUCUCAAGCUUCAGUCCUUCCUUCUCUUGCUUUCGAUCUGCCUCCCCUGCAAGGCGAAGACCUCAGCGAGCAUUUUUGGAACAUUGGGCGACAGGCUGCACAGCCAUGGCUGGGCAUGGCACAUGAGUUGGCUGCUGCUACGCUCCUCGCAGCGCCAGAGGGCGUGCUCGAUCCGCGCAAGGAGGCGCUGCAGAAUUCUGACGACCAUGACGACGAUGAUGGGCUCACACCUCAAGAGUGGCUGGCCAUCGAGGACGACAAAAUCAGAAAUGACUUGCGCUUGAAUCCUCCUCGAUGGGUCAGACGACCCGGGUGGACUCGAUACCCUGUGCUCAAGUCUGCAGAUGGAAAGAGAAGUGUGCUAGGACCUGGCGAGGCGGUGGAAUACCCAUGUCCAGAGGAUGGUGCUUUGGUAUUCGAUAUCGAAAACAUGGUCAAAUCCGGACCGUGGUCUGUCAUGGCUACGGCAGCCGGGCCGAAUGCUUGGUACUCUUGGCUCAGUCCCUGGCUUCUCGGCGAGGGCGAGGACCACACACGCAAAGAUCAACUUAUCCCCUUUGGACCCAAUUCCGAAGAGGAGCACGUCAAUCGACCUGCACGGCUGAUCGUCGGUCACAAUGUCAGCUAUGACCGAGCGAGAAUCAGAGACGAAUACACUUUAAGGAGGGGCAAUAUGCGAUUCUUGGACACCAUGGCUUUGCACGUCGCGACAAGAGGGAUCAGCAGUCCGCAACGACCCGCCUGGCUGCGUCACGCCAAGAAUCGACAAGAAGCGCUGGCCAAGCAGAAGCAUCAAAAGUCCCAGUACGAACAGGCUUCGCGAGAGGGCAUAGCCGAGUUGCUCGGCGUUGACAUGACUCCUGAAGAAUUGCAGGCCAUCGAGGUUCCUGAUGACAUUGGCAGCUCGGGCCGUUUUGAAGGUGGCACAGCAAGCAAAGGCGAGGAUACACUCGCCCGCGAGGCUGCUUCCAACGCAGCUUCCAGCUUGUGGCUCGAUGCGACUUCCAACAAUUCUCUUGCUGACGUGGCCGAACUUCACUGCGGCAUACACGUGUCCAAAGUGGCUCGCAAUGCUUUUGUGGAAGCAAAAAGCAGAGAGGAGAUUCUUGACCGACUGGACGAGCUGUUGAGCUACUGUGCCAAGGACGUCUCAGUAACACAUGCCGUCUUUUGCAAAGUGUGGCCCACUUUCCUUUCGCACUGUCCUCAUCCUGCUACAGCGGCGGGAGUAUUGGGCCUUGGAAGCACGCUACUCCCAAUUGACGAUGAAUGGGUGGAGUACCAGGAAAAGUGUCAAGCAAAGUAUGAGGAGUCCCAUUCUCAGAUCGCGGCAUCUCUCAAGGAGCUAGCAGAAAGCCUCCGCAACGAGUACACGCAGGGGGUGACGUGGGAUCAGGCAAUGUUGGCGACGAAAGCCAAAGCAGAAGCUGCAAAUUGGCCCGUCGACGCCGAUUUUAAGGCAGGCCGAGCUCUUUUGGAAGCCGAAAAGCAAAGAAGCUGGAUGCGGUGGGAAACUGAUCCAUGGGCUUCGCAGCUGGACUGGACCCCCAAAAAGCCCAAAAAAAUCAAGCCGGGCGCCGUCUCGAUGGCUGGCACAGCGGCAUCAGGAUCGGAAGAGUCGAUCGCCCCGGGUCACAGGCGCGUACCAAAAUGGUACAAGACCUCCGUGCUCUCUACCGCCAAGGGCAUCGGACGCACCUCAGGAGUCGCGCCACUCAUUGCCCAGUUGAGAAUUCAGGAGGGGUAUCUUCUGCAAGACGGAGAUGGAGAUUGGGUGAUGCGCGAUUCCGAAGGUGAUCACGAGCUGGGAUCGGCCCCGCUUAGAGCGCCUUUCAUCAAGGCGAGAGCGUGGGAGAUGCGAAGCGACGCAGGCCCUGCGGGCGAUGAGCUUCUAGAAGCUUUGCAGGCUAGCAAGGUGGUCGAUAAGGACGUUCGAGAAAUCUUUCGGCGCAUUGCAGACGAGCUUGUAGAAAAGUGGCUGGAUAGCGACGCUUCCAAAGGUCAAGGAUGCGCGCCUGAAGAAUCGCAUCCUGCCCUUCUUGAUCUGGACUGGACGUCAGUCGACGUGCCCACUGAGGAAGCCAAAAGAGAGGCCGAGAAGGCUGGUGCAGCACCCGGAUCCUGGUGGCCGAAAUGGUACUGGGAUCUGUACCAGUCUUCUACCGGUGAGCUCGACGUCACGAUCAAGUCGGCGACAGCUCCCUUGCUACUUCGACUCAGCUGGCAAGGCUGUCCACUCUUAAGAAGUCGUGAACACGGCUGGAUUUUUCGACACGAUGCUGACAGCCAUCCCAGCUUCAAGACUCUGCGCGAGCCCGUUUACUUCUUCCACAAUGAUCUCGACGUGAAUUUGCGCUACGACGCCAAUAUGAAGAAGGGCAGAAGCUACUACAAGCUGCCUCAUCCAUCUGGGGACGACUCCAAUGUUGGAUCGCCAUUCACCAAACCGUUCUUGCCUCUGUUUGAGAACGGCACGAUGAGAAGCGAGUUGACAGACGAGGCUGGCAGAGACACGGCCAAGGCGGGACUGGCUAUGCAAGCUCAGUGCAGCUACUGGAUUGGUGUGAGGGAUCGCGUCUCGAAGCAAAUGGUCGUUUGGGAUGAAGAAGGAGGCACUCGCAUGGGUUUCAAAAAGGGCGCAAGCGGUGCUAGAGGCGGUGUUCCUUCGGGCACCAUGGCCAUGAGCGAGUCGGAGAUGCGAGCCUAUUCGAGGGACUGCCAGCGUCGGAAAGGGAUCAUUCUUCCCAGCGUGGUGUCCAUGGGUACGGUCACCAGGCGAGCUAUAGAGCGGACAUGGCUGACGGCAUCUAAUGCCAAGCCAAACCGCGUGGGCUCUGAGCUCAAAGCGAUGGUCAAAGCUCCUCCGGGCUGGUCCAUCGUAGGGGCUGAUGUCGACAGCGAAGAGCUCUGGAUAUGCAGCGUCAUGGGAGAUGCUCAAUUUGGCAUUCACGGAGCAACUGCUAUUGGUUGGAUGACGCUCGAAGGCACCAAAGCGUUGGGCACGGACUUGCACUCCAAGACCGCUUCCAUUCUCGGCACCAGUAGGAACCAAGCCAAAGUCUUCAAUUACUCUCGUAUAUAUGGCGCAGGCAUCAAGCACGCUACCCAACUCAUGAUGAAGGCAGAUCCAGCAAUGACUAAAGCUGCAGCAGAAAGUCUUGCAAGGGAUCUGUACAUCAAGACAAAGGGCACCAAUACGAACACAGAGACUUUGUUCGGUAGGCGGUUUUGGUACGGCGGCAGCGAAAGCUUCGUGUUCAACAAGCUCGAGGAAGUGGCUUUGAGCGAAAAUCCUCGCACGCCCGCUCUGGACUGCGGAAUCACUCUUGCGCUUUCCAAGCAGUACCUCAAUCAGGGCAAGACUCCGACGGGAAAAGCGCAAGAAGAGUUCAUGCCGAGCAGAAUCAAUUGGGUUGUGCAAAGCAGCGGUGUCGACUACCUUCACCUGCUGCUCGUCUCCAUGGAAUACUUGUGUCAGAUCUACGGCAUCAAAGCUCGCUUCAUGCUCAGCGUUCAUGACGAGGUGCGGUACCUAUGUACGGACGAAGACAGGCAUCGCUGCGCAAUGGCGUUGCAGAUUGCCAAUCUUUGGACGCGCGCCAUGUUCGCCCACAAGCUCCAGAUGGACGAUCUGCCACAAGGAGUCGCGUUCUUUGCUGCUGUAGACGUCGACAAGAUUUUGCGAAAAGAGGCCGAUGAUGCUUGCGUCACGCCAAGUCAACCCGACGCGAUUCCACCUGGCUACGCUCUCGAUGUGGAGCAGACAUUGGCGAGGACGAACGGCGGCUCACUUCAUGCUGACGGCAGGUCCAACUUGCAUCAGCCGCCGGUGCGCGAGCGCCCAUGCGAGGAUCCGUCACGCCCGAGCGGAUUCUACGGCUCUUCGGGCAGUUCGGGUUCUUCGAACGCGCCGAUAGAACCUGUAUACAGGCGCUCGGAUCAGACACACCGCUCUGAUGAUGAGCGGUGCAAGCUAUACUUACAGGCUCAAGCAGCAGAGGACCUUGCAGAAAUUCGCCUGUUGGAGCGUCGUGCCAAAGAGGCUGAACGUGGGGAUCGCCAAGAUGCAGCCUCCAAAAUUCGCGCAACACGUCGAUCCAACUCUGCUCCGCUCCCUUCUACGACAGCGACUGCCAGACCGAGCAUAAGUGCAAGUGCAGGCGGUGCAAGCAAGUCUCCCAUCGCUAGCUUUCACACUUCUGCUCGCAGUAGCGCACUUGUCACAACGGAAACCCCUGCUGCGCAAUCGUACUUGCCAAAAUCGCUUCAUGCGAUUGUCAAAGCUUUUCCGCGACGAGCAGCGCGCCUUCGCAAGCCAUUCUAUCUAGUCUCGGAGCAUCGCGCUGCUGUGCGCUGGGCACUCUACCGUCCGCUCUUGCAAGCUGCUCCGCCAGACUUGCCUCUGCUGACCAAAUGGAUCCGACACGCCUUCAAUAGAAGCAAGAAUAUCACCAGCCCAGCCGAGACGCUGGCUCAGAUCGAGCUCGCCGAAUCGAUGCUUCGGAUGUGUGACAAGGCGAAAGAGGGCGAGCAAGAAGCUCGGAUAGAAUUGGAAGCUUUUUAUGAAUCGCUGCGCAAUCAACAAGACCUGGACAAGUCGGGCCAAGCGUUGAAGUCACACCUGCGAGAACAGACUCCGCGGCGCGUGCCUCGCCAUUCUGGGGCUCUUUUGCCUCCUACAUUUGCCAAUCCCCCUCUCCCACGCUACAAGCCGGUACAGCCCAUGGGUAUCACCAUGAUGAUUCGCAGGCGCAGAGCGGUUCGUUUCAAGCGGAUCAUGGCCAGCGCGGACCUGGACGUGCUUUGGGACUCUGUCAAGUUCGAAUGCGAGUUGAUGAAGCGUCUUGGAGGAAGAUACGCAGAAGCUACGGGCUGGGAUAGUGCGGAAAGCUGGAGAACUCAAUUUGACGAGCGCAUGGAUACCUGGCAAGCGGCCUACAACAGGGAAAAGGCUCGGGCUCAAUUGGUCUUUCCGCGCCAAAUAUUGAUCCUGGCUAAAAGGGCUCGUCUUGCAAAGCAAAGGGCACGUCUGAAGCGCAAGCACGCACUCACGAAGCUGCGUGACUUGGCAGAGAGUGGAGAAUCUCCGCGGGCGUCGUCGUCGUCGGCUCCGCAAACAGUCAAUGAUGCCGUAUCCGCAACGCUGUAGCGAACGGCACGUGUCGAUGUAUGCAUACAAUGAUACCCAUGUGCUGCUGCUGCUUCAUGUUUCGCAAUCAAUGCCGACAUCGACAUCGAGGACCAGCGCGCCGGCGCGAGGAAAUGCAGAGAUCGAGCAGCACCGGGAUU